GGCCAGCUGUCAUUGUUUGAAAUGCCAACUGCCAUUCUUUCAUUGGUCAGACUGCUAACUGCCAUGUUCUCAUUGGUUGACUACUAACUGCCAUGCUCUCAUUGGUCAGGCUGCUGUCAUGUUCCAUUGAUUGAAAUGCUAAUUGUGAUGGACUAUAACAUAACUUCUACAAGUAUCUCAUUCUGGAUCUGUCCACAAAGAAUCAAGCCACCAAGAAUCUCACCAACAACAGUUGACCUCUUUGAGUUUGGAAUGACGGAGGCAGAAUAGACCAAACUUUCGGACAGGCUGACAGUACCGUGAGAGACUUCAAUCGUCUUGACGUAGUACCGAGUGGAGUACCCGCCGUCUCCGGGCGCCAGUGAAGAUGUUGCCGAGACCGAGACCGUGGGUCGCCGCGCUGCUGUGCCUGUGGGCCCGCCUGGCGUGCUGCAACCAGCACAAACCCGACAACGCCGCGAACAGACUAACGGAGGAACACAUUCCGCGCGAGCUCAGGGCUUGGACAUGGGCGAACGGCCCUCUACCGGACCUUGCAACCGAGGAUGUUUUAGAGGUUGUGGAAACCGAUUUUUCGGGGGAAGUAGAGGAGGAACACAACACGUCCUGCGGACCAGACUGCGAGAAAACCCUCCCCACACCUUCUCUCAGCGAGUUCAACGACUACCUUUCGUACGAGACUCUCUUUGAGAACGGAACCAGCGUGUUCACCAAAGUCAGAUGGAGCGAGGUACCCGAAGCCGAAAAGGAGAUCAGGAGAGAAGUGAAAGAAAUGGCUGAGAAGGCGAGGAGAAAGAAGCGGCAGAUUUUCGGUGUGGACACCAGGUUUAACAUCCUGGGUGAGGAGUACCUGACGCAUUUCCCGUUUAGCGCAGUCGUGAAGCUGUCCACGGGGUGUACCGGCGUGCUCAUAUCGGAGAAACACGUGCUCACGGCCGCACACUGUAUACACAACGGCAAAAGGUACGUGAAAGGCCGGAAGUCUAUGAAGAUCGGCUUCAUCGUGUCGCAGCCUUACAACGAGACGAUGCGCAUGCACCGGGACUCGGAGUGGAGAUGGAUCAAGGUCAAGAAGACGCAGAUUCCCGCCGCCUGGAAGAAAAUCAGGAACAGGGAGAAGGCCGUCAUCCCCGACAAAGACAAAGAAACGAAGACAAAGAAACGAAAGACCAAAAGCCGCAGCCGACGUGAGGUGGACGAAGAAGACAAUCCGGAAAUUGAGGCCGUCAAGUAUGACUACGCGGUUGUGGAGCUGAAAGAAUCGACAGACCGCCCAUAUAUGGACAUCGGCGUCAGUUCUGCAGUUAACACGGCGCCCGGUAGGCGGAUCCAUUUCACGGGGUUCGACAACGACCAGGAGGACAGGCUGCUUUACAGGUACUGCAGUGUGAUGGAGAACACCGCUGACGUCCUGUACCAGCACUGUGACGCUCAGCCCGGCACUUCCGGUGCGGGUAUCUACAUCCGGAACUGGAACGACACUGUGCACAAGUGGCAGCGGAAAAUCAUCGGCGUCUUUUCAGGUCACCAGUGGGUGAACCAGGACGGCGCACCACGUGACUACAACGUGGGCACGCGCAUCACGCCUCUCAAGUUCGCACAGAUCUGCUUCUGGACCAAAGGAGACUACAACCUCUGCCGGGAGGGGUACUGAACACGCUCCAACAUCGCUCCAACCAAGGACGUUCUACAGAAGGACUGACAACAGAAUUAGUUUCCUUUCAACAAGGACGUUCUACAGACGUCCUUGUAGAAUGUCCUUGCUCCAACGUA
Molecule: messenger RNA, 1773 nt
Organism: Branchiostoma belcheri (Belcher's lancelet)
Lineage: Eukaryota; Metazoa; Chordata; Leptocardii; Amphioxiformes; Branchiostomatidae
Product: serine protease 23-like
Exons: 8
Coding region: 368-1654 (428 amino acids)
Biological process (GO): proteolysis
Molecular function (GO): serine-type endopeptidase activity
Source: RefSeq, a predicted model, not a curated record